AUGCGUAGGCCUGGUGCUCGUGUUAUGCUCAUCGAAGCCAAAGGUCAGGUGGGUGCCCUUUCGAAUCUCAACGUGAACCGCACGAAUACAACCGAUUCAAAUCAUUUGAAGGCCAUAAAAUGUUCUUUUUACUGGAACAAUAGAAUGAUGUUCAAUGCAAUUAUCGAUUUUCGUACUGUCCAUUUAACACUCAAUUAUGGUUUGCAGGCACUUUUCAGGUACUGUGCACAGUUCGUUUCGCCGUCGCCGUCGGCGCUGACCUCGCUCGCCAGCCAGCUCGGCUGCAGUCUGUUCACGCAGGCGAACUGUGGAGUGCGCACUCUGCACCUUCGUGGCAUUCGUCACAAACGCGAAUUGGAUUUGCUUACUACAACUCAAUCAUUCCGUGAUGUUCUCGAAUCCCCUGAAUUGGUACCACUCUCAUCUCAGAGUGUUCACGAAUUCGUCGUUGAGAAACAGGUGUCACCAAUCAUCACUGACACCGCCAAUCGAUUACUGCAGACAUUGUACGACUCUCCUGAUGUUUCGACGUCGAUCGUUCAUCUUCUACUGGCGACUGCCAGCGAGAACGCAACUAUCGCCGAUUUGCUUUCAAGAUACGGACAUGGUCAAGGGCUGCUUAUGAAAGGAGGACUCCACAUCGGAUCAGUAGUGAAGUUGAAGACCACAUCGCAGUACUACACAGCCCGGCAGGUCAUCGUUACCGUACCUCCAGUGGUCACGUCGGCGAUACGCUUCAGUCCUCCUCUGCCUGCGGAGUUCCUGAGAUUCAUCGAGAGCUACGCUCCAACUGGACGUGCCUAUUACUUCACACUAACCUAUCCGAGCCCAUUUUGGCGUGGGCAAGGACGCAACGGGCAAUUAAUCUAUACCAAUGCUCUCGGCCCUAUUGUGUGGCUAACAACGUUCGAUGUCGGCUUGCCAACAAUGUGCGACGGGACGGGAGCCACCGGAGUGCUUUGGGGAAUCGCCCAUUUCUCGCAGCAGAUGACCACUUCACAACGGCAUGCCGCCUAUGUCGACAUCGUCACCAGGUCGCUAGGAGACUAUGGACAGCUGCCUCUUGACACCAGUGAUGAGAAUUUCGUGUCGGAUCCAUUCUGUCAGGGUUCGAUUGCGAUGCUGCCACCGAAAUUUGACGUCGCUGGCCUCCGUUACAUACGAGGAAUAAACCACCAUGGAGAGAGAGUGGUCUUCGCAUCAGCAGAGUACUCGAACACCUCAAUGGGACUCAUGAACGGAGCGGUGCUGUCAGGACAGCUGGCAGGUGCUUCUGUAGCGGAAAGGUUGCUGGACACCCAAGACGAAGCAGAAGAGGACAACGAAAUAGCUAACAUGGUUCGCCUCAGCGAUGAAAUUGACAAGGUUGGUGAAAAUCACGACGAGUCUGAUUCUUUAGAAGAAGAAACGACUCCUAGAAUUAAGGUCCAGUCGGAUUUUGCCUACCAGACUUCUACACAUUAUCCCCCUACCACUCCAGCAGACAUGAACACAUUCAAGCAUUUUAGUUUGGGGAACACCAACGGCGAUGUAGACAAAAGUGAAGCCGACGACUAUGAAUUUGAUAGUAAUAUGGAUGUGGAGUCGGAAUCCGUCCAAAGUUCCUUUGUCUAUGAAACAUCCAGCCAGUAUCCCCCAACAGAGACGAUUGAAACCUCAACAUUCAAACACUUCAGCUUCGGAAACGCCGAUCCAGUAGAAGAGUUCGUGCCGCCUUCACUCCCGUUGGAUCCAUCGGCGACGACCGCCGCGACCACCACGACGACGGAACGGACAACGUUCACUCCAGUCGAUCCCUCUAGAACUACCACUCCUUUCGAAUAUGAGACUUCAACGGUCAACAGUAUUCCACCAACUGUCGAAACAAGCACCUUCGAACACUUCAGUUUCGGAAAUUCUGUGAGCGGUGAGUCACUGUUUUAG
Molecule: messenger RNA, 1923 nt
Organism: Angiostrongylus costaricensis
Lineage: Eukaryota; Metazoa; Nematoda; Chromadorea; Rhabditida; Metastrongylidae
Source: the annotation of a GenBank genome assembly